Cajanus cajan (pigeon pea) is the source of this 1248-nucleotide messenger RNA. Its product is annotated as Serine/Threonine-kinase. The record is from RefSeq and is a predicted model, not a curated record. NCBI's taxonomy places the organism in Eukaryota, Viridiplantae, Streptophyta, Magnoliopsida, Fabales, Fabaceae.
AAUAAUUUUUCUGUGAUAAAGGCAGGCCAAGCAUGUCUUACACCAAUUAAUUGCCUGUGUGAUCUCCUCUUCCUAGCAAUGAUAUAAGAUUAGGGGCAAAAUAUGAUUAAGGCUCCAGAAAGUAAUGAAUUUAAUAAGGGUAUUGUUUCCUUUUUGAAGAGAUAGGGGCCACCUUGGUAAUUACAUUAAAAGUAGUAACAUUUUUUUUUAAUUUUUUUUUACUUUGCUUUAAAAUUUCAAAUCUCUUUCUAUCACUCAAAAUCAGAAAGCAUCAUGGCAGCCAAAGCAAAAGAAAGGGGUUGUGUUAGAAUAAAGAAUGGGAGAAAAGGAAAGAAGCACGUUGCCAACCCCAUCUUAGACUCACAAACUGCAGCAAAACCCUCUUCUUCUUCUUCUUCACUUCCUACACAAAUGAAAGUACUUUGCUCUCUUCCUCCAACUCUAUCAUACUUUCAGUUCUCUUUGUUCAUGCAAGAUCCAAAGAACGAUUCAAACACAAGGAAGCCCUGGUAUCAAAGAGCAAAGGAGGUGACUAACCUAUGGAAAAGUGUGUCAAAAUCCACAGAAAUUCACACUUCUAAUUCCACUUUUUGGAGGACAACAUCAUCAAUGCCAAAAUCUCCUCAAGUCCCUACACCAAGUCACAACAAGACCAAGCUAAGAAAAUGUGCCUCUCUAAAGGUUGCCACAUCCUUCACAAGGGUAUGUCUUUGUGCACCUAUCUAUUCCUAUAAUGAGAUUUUGAGAGCUGAGGUGCCACCUAGAAGAAGUAACAGUUAUCCAAGAUCAAAGCCAUUGCAAACUACACAUGAAAGAACUCCUAGUGCUAGGCUUAGCACAGAGGGAAGGAGGGUAUUCAGGGGUAAAUCAUUAACUGAUGAUGUUCUAAUGAGGAGGUUUGUGAUUGAGGAAGAGGCAAUGAUGCAAAUUAGAAGAAGAAAUCAAAUGGAAGUUAUUAGGAGGAGGAGUGUCAAUAGGAGAAAGAAGCUUGGGCCUAGUCCUCUAAGUAGAAUGGUUAUGGCAAAUGAUAUUGGACAAUUUUAAUUCAUUGGUCCAACUUCUUCUGUAGUGUCUAGUCCAGUCCAAUUGGUGAAUUUUGAUUCUCCAUCAGUGCCUUACCUAUCAUUUUUCUCUUUUUUUUUGGGCCUUAAUUUCAUUCAAUGAACUUUUUAACCACGUGUGGCAAGUUUCUACUACUGGGGUUAUCUUCUAAUGGCAACAUUUUAAUUUUACAUGACCCAAAUUUAA